CUGACAAGUGACAACUGACAGUUCGUUAAUGAAAAACGCAAAUAACGUAAGAAAUUUGCAAAAUCGAUUUGUAAAAAAAUCGGAAGUGAACAUUUUUACAUACAUAAUUUUAAUUUUAAUUGUUUUAAAGUAAAUUAUUAUAUUUAGUUAUGUCAUAUCAGUUGUAUAGAAAUACUACUAUUGGAAACACAUUACAGGAAAGCCUUGACGAAUUGAUACAAUAUGGACAGAUAACACCUACAUUGGCUGUAAAAGUGUUAUUACAAUUUGAUAAAUCUAUAAACCAAGCAUUGUCAAAUAAAGUGAAAUCUAGAUUAACCUUCAAAGCUGGUAAACUCAAUACUUAUAGAUUUUGUGACAAUGUUUGGACAUUUAUGUUAAAUGAUGUGGAAUUUAGAGAAGUUCAAGAAGUUGCUAAGGUUGAUAAAGUUAAAAUUGUAGCUUGCGAUGGAAAAAAUGUGGAAGAAAGAAGAUAAUGGAAUAAUUGUUUUCUAAGAAUAACAAUGGAAUAAGUAAAUCAAGAAUCUGAAGCCGAAUGGACACGAUUUGUUUGAUUUUGUUCCACACUUGUGUAAUGGGCAAAUCUCUUUCUAAAUAAAUUAAUUAAGUUUA
Molecule: messenger RNA, 612 nt
Organism: Zerene cesonia (dogface butterfly)
Lineage: Eukaryota; Metazoa; Arthropoda; Insecta; Lepidoptera; Pieridae
Gene: TfIIA-S
Product: transcription initiation factor IIA subunit 2
Exons: 4
Coding region: 150-476 (108 amino acids)
Biological process (GO): RNA polymerase II preinitiation complex assembly; transcription initiation at RNA polymerase II promoter
Cellular component (GO): transcription factor TFIIA complex
Molecular function (GO): RNA polymerase II general transcription initiation factor activity; TBP-class protein binding
Source: RefSeq, a predicted model, not a curated record